CUUUGAACACAACCGAAAGGAUCUGGGUAUACCAGCGAAGCUUUGUGGAAUACCACAAAGAUGAUUAUUCCACGUGUGUGUAUUAUAGAAAACAUAAACUGAACGUAACUAACUACGAGUUCCUUGAAAAUCUCAUGGUGGGCCCGCGAGAGUAUCGGCCGCACCUUUACGCUGAACUUGGCUACGAGCCUGCGGAUGGACCGUACAUUGGAGUAAGUAGCCGGCCAGGCGGGGACGUGACCUCCUACACGCUGAGGUAUUGGAAUCCGCGCAAAGGCUGUGCGGUUUAUACAACGGACAAGUACAACAGGAUUGAUUGCGAGCUACACGUGCGACAGCGGAACUUGGGAGGACGUUUUUAUCGCUGCGAACGACGUUACAACAGAUAUUGCAGAGGAAUAAUUUUUCAGCUUUUUUCGGAAGCUUGCUUAUAUUGAAGGAAUGCGUUAAACACCGAGUUCGCUCUGAGAAAUGUCACGGAGGAUGGAACUAAUGUUCUUCCUUAAUCGGCAGUAAUCACUGUAUAUAGAGAAAAGUGAUUACAGUUGGAUAAUGAAGAGUCCCAGGUCGCCGAGAUUACUCAGUAAAAAAAUAAACACGUGUUUGAUAUAAACUGUGGCGAUAGCUCUGCUAGUUUUUUGUGUUAGUCCAAUGUCAGUGCAAAGCUAUAUCGCCCAAACCACUCAAUCUGAUCGUUACAUGAUGUCCAAGCACAGCCGCUUGUCAUCUGCUCGGGUGCGCGCGCAUGUUCUCUCGCGUACCCAUGCUACGGAAUGAUGUGAUUGAUAUCCUGAUAA
Molecule: messenger RNA, 797 nt
Organism: Dermacentor silvarum
Lineage: Eukaryota; Metazoa; Arthropoda; Arachnida; Ixodida; Ixodidae
Exons: 4
Coding region: 135-437 (100 amino acids)
Source: RefSeq, a predicted model, not a curated record